This is a messenger RNA of Mandrillus leucophaeus (drill), 2254 nucleotides long. It is a transcript of the gene DAW1, whose product is annotated as dynein assembly factor with WDR repeat domains 1. The transcript has 13 exons. The record is from RefSeq and is a predicted model, not a curated record. Lineage: Eukaryota; Metazoa; Chordata; Mammalia; Primates; Cercopithecidae. The coding region runs from base 631 to 1878 and encodes 415 amino acids. Gene Ontology annotation, molecular function: protein binding.
CUGGUGUAGGUUCCGACGCACCUGCCUUCAAUUUCUGCCUCUACUAUCCAUUUAGGCUGCGACCUCUGGUAGUUCUCCACUUUCUCUAAUGCUCAGUUACUUCAUCCUUAAGAAGUGGUACAUAACUCACACCUUGUUCGGAUUAUAUGAGUAUGUGUGCAUACAGCGUUUAGUGCAACGUAUGGCACAGAGUCAAGAAACGCAGGAUAUUAAGUUGAGGUCAUUUUUCUUUUGGGAGGACAAGGACAGGGCACGGGCUGGGGCUCUGAGUGGUAACUAGCGCGGGCUUUUCCUCCUGCCCUUCCUUUUGGGAAACGAAUGUGCUAAAAUAGUGCAUGCAGCCCAGGCUCUGGCCUAGGCCGUCGGUUCCCGGCCAUGUUUAGCUCCUCUGAGGUCGCCCUUAGUGAAAACACGAGGUGCCCCCACCCCGUUCACUCUAGACACCUCCAGAACACUCGCCUCCCGAGCACUGGAGCCCCGGGACACCUGCAGCGGCCAGCGGAGACCGAUCUCCCGGCCCUGCGUCCCAGGACCGCUUGGGGCAACCUGCGCAUGCGCGCCCGCGUCCCUCUGAUGUUAGCCGUUUCCAUGGCUACGAAGCCCAUCGGCCGGGGAUAGGAGAACAAGAAAAUGAAGCUGAAGAGUUUCCUGCUCCGGUAUUAUCCGCCAGGAAUUAUGUUGGAAUAUGAAAAACAUGGAGAAUUAAAGACGAAGUCGAUAGAUUUGCUUGAUCUUGGUCCCAGUACUGAUGUCAGUGCUUUAGUAGAAGAAAUCCAGAAGGCAGAACCUCUAAUCACAGCUUCACGAACAGAGCAAGUCAAACUUUUGAUACAGAGGUUACAAGAGAAACUUGGCCAGCACAGCAAUCACACAUUCUAUCUUUUUAAGGUUCUCAAAGCACAUAUAUUGCCACUGACUAAUGUUGCACUUAACAAAUCCGGCUCAUGCUUUAUCACAGGAAGCUACGAUCGGACGUGCAAGCUCUGGGACACUGCGUCUGGAGAGGAGCUGAAUACCCUGGAGGGCCACAGGAAUGUGGUUUAUGCCAUAGCAUUCAACAAUCCUUACGGUGACAAAAUUGCCACUGGGUCCUUUGAUAAAACUUGCAAACUCUGGAGUGUAGAAACAGGAAAAUGUUACCAUACCUUCAGGGGUCAUACAGCAGAAAUAGUGUGUUUAUCAUUUAACCCUCAAAGCACAUUGGUGGCGACUGGAAGUAUGGACACAACAGCCAAAUUGUGGAACAUUCAGAAUGGCGAGGAAGUUUGCACCUUAAGAGGACAUUCCGCCGAAAUCAUCUCGUUGUCAUUUAACACCUCAGGAGACAGAAUCAUCACGGGGUCUUUUGAUCAUACAGUUGUAGUGUGGGACGCUGAUACUGGAAGGAAGGUAAAUAUCUUAAUUGGUCAUUGUGCUGAGAUUAGCAGUGCCUUAUUCAACUGGGAUUGCUCUCUAAUAUUAACUGGCUCUAUGGACAAAACCUGCAUGCUGUGGGAUGCUACAAAUGGCAAAUGUGUGGCAACCUUAACAGGCCAUGACGAUGAAAUACUAGACGGCUGCUUUGAUUACACUGGAAAGCUUAUUGCAACUGCUUCAGCCGAUGGAACAGCAAGAAUUUUCAGUGCUGCCACAAGAAAAUGCAUUGCCAAACUGGAAGGCCAUGAAGGUGAAAUUUCAAAGAUUUCUUUCAACCCUCAAGGGAACCGUCUUCUAACUGGCAGCUCUGACAAAACGGCUAGAAUCUGGGAUGCUCAGACUGGCCAGUGCCUCCAGGUUCUUGAGGGGCACACUGAUGAAAUCUUUUCAUGUACUUUCAACUAUAAAGGCAACAUAGUCAUUACAGGCAGCAAGGAUAAUACCUGUAGGAUAUGGCGUUGACUGAAGGAAGCUGGUCAGUGAGCAACCUUGCUAGCAAUGGUAAUCCAGAGCUGGAACUUCACAGACAGCAGCUCUUUUAAUGUUUCUUACACUUUCUCUUUUUCUACAAGUCAACUAUUUAUACAACUGUCCUUUAUUUCACGGAUAUGACCAUUAAACAUGACAAAGUUGUGCCACUCCAAUAUUAUUAUUUGAUGGAGAUGGCAGGACACAGCGUAAUGUUUGGCUAAUGCCACCAGUUAUUUCCGUUGUGUUUGUUUUUUAAAAGCAUUAUGAUACUGAAAAAGGAAACCGGAGUAACUUAACAACGUGUCUCCUGGAUUUUACUUUGAAGCCGAUUGUUAUAGUUUCUGUUGAAUAAAGUAUUUGGAGGAAA